Messenger RNA from Caretta caretta (loggerhead turtle), 6903 nucleotides. The record is from RefSeq and is a predicted model, not a curated record. Lineage: Eukaryota; Metazoa; Chordata; Testudines; Cheloniidae.
UCUAAAAGUAAAAUGUAUAUUGUAUGCCUAGCUAUAUUAGGGAUUUAUUGUAGUUAACUCACUAUAUAUAAUAGCUAGGUGCCAUAUUCAGAUUAAGAAUUAUUAUGAUCAGCUGAAGCUUGGUCUCCUCCAUCUUCUCUUAAUUUGUGCUCGCUUUCUUAAGUGAGGUAUUCUCACUUUCUCCCUCCAGGAAGAAAGGAGUAAACAUUGAGAAUCAGUUAUUGUUAUGAGAAGGUUUGCACAAUAUAUAUCUUGUACCCUAACGUGAAGGUUAUGGCUCUGCCAAUACCUGGAGGCAGAGAAUUCCUCAGAUAUGGGUCUGCCAGGGAGAAUAAACUGGCGUCCCCGCAAUAACUGACUCAGUCAGCUAUGUCAUUUCCAUUGCUGUAGCUGUCUUGGUGGAUAAAUGAGUGAGAGGUAGUCUCUGAAAUGGCUGGUCCUAAUUUCCUAGGGGGUUUUAAAGAAUAACGUCAGAACUUUUAAACAGAUUUGGAGAGAACUGACUGAGAAGCCAUUGCAAAAUGCAGAGUACUGCUUUGAUGUGUAAUAAAACACAUGCAGAAACAUGACCUGUUUAUUUAUGUACUGGGUACUGAAGUCCUGAAGGAAUACAUGAAGGGAAAUACUUGUUUUUGUGUUUCACUGGUUGUACUCUGCCAAUUUUAGGGAAAGGAGAAAUGGCAUUGGAUAUUUAUGGACUAAAUAUUGAGACAUAGUUUUAACCUAUUCCCAAUACAUUAGUCGCUUUAGUUCACCAUGCCAGGUCUAGUAUUUCCCAACUCUCAGCAUAAGGCAACUUAAAUCCUCAAACUUGCUGACUUAAUUAUCCCAGACACUCAGAGUUGUCUUCCGUGAAAAUAUCAGAUACAUUUUUCAUCUUCGUUGGAAUUACUAUUCACAUAUGUUGAGACGUUGCUGCUGACAAAGUGCAUGACCAUUGCAGUAUCUCAACACAUCACUAGCCUUAGGAGAGAACACAUGGAGUCACGCCAUUCACAAUUAAUGGUUCUGAAUGUGGGAGACAAAGUGGAAUAAAUCCCCAAUAUAAGACAGAGUAGGAAGAGUGUGGCGAACAUGUAAUGAUAUGUAAGCAGAACUAGUCUAACCUAUUUUUCACCAUUGCUGUUUCUUUAUUUAGGACUUCAGUUCUGAUUAAUACUGUACAGGUGGUCUCAUCUAGCAAUCUCCAAGCUCUUCAUAAACAUUAGGCCUCACAACAUCCCAUUCAGGCAGUUGUACCCAUUUUGCAGCUGGGUGAGCAGAAGUGAUUUGACCAACACCACAAAAUUAGUGGUAGCAUUAGGCAUGGAACUCAGAAGUGUGGACUGCCAAUCCUUUGAGUGAAUCGGUAGACUAAAUUGCCUGUGUGAAAAUGCAAUUCAUGUAAAACAGAGGUCAACUUGGGUUUGAAAUAAGGGACAGCUGACUAGUACAUAGGUGUCCCUGCACAUCUGUGAUUUAUGGCUGUACUAAUUAGAGCUGGUAAUCAAGGCUAAGGUGGACUGCAAGGUCUCAUACCUUCCCACGCGAAGCCUGAUUUUUUUGCUGUGUAAAUCAGAAGUUGCACUGAAGUCAGUGGAGUUACACACAGCAGUUUUACAUCUGGGUGAGAGCAGACUUGCAUCUCAAUGUUCAAAAAUUGCUCUUUGGAGAGACUGUGCUCCUCAGAAGAGAAACGGAGAGGUUCUUUGUAUGACCUUGCGUCUGUGUCCUCAGGUGGUGAUUAGUGGUAUUCUGGACGGGUGAGCAAUAAGGCUGAGGAGAUUUGUAUGGGCAUUUGAUACAAAAAGGAAGAAUGCAGAAGUAAGUUGAUAUAAAUAAUCAGCAAGGAUGUGUGUGUCUGAUGAUAUUUGUGCCAACUAAAUGCUGCCAGGUAAAAUUUAUUUUCAAGCUAGAACUGACUUGAACAUAUUCAGCAAUUAAAAAGCUUAUCAUUAGUCUUCUCUGCUAUAUAUUGUUCUCCUUGUCCAUCAGCCUGAAGCUUUGUGUGGUUGUUGCCUUAAGUGCAGCAGUGAAGAAAGAUAGUACAGAAUUUGAUUCAGUGGAAUGGGGUGUGGGGAACCCAAGUUAUUUCCUGACGCAGGGAAGAAAGGUAAGCAGCAGGAUACGAACCCUGGACUUCAGGAAAGCAGACUUCGACUCCCUCAGGGAACGGAUGGCCAGGAUCCCCUGGGGGACUAACUUGAAGGGGAAAGGAGUCCAGGAGAGCUGGCUGUAUUUCAAGGAAUCCCCGUUGAGGUUACAGGGACAAACCAUCCCGAUGAGUCGAAAGAAUAGUAAAUAUGGCAGGCGACCAGCUUGGCUUAAUGGUGAAAUCCUAGCGGAUCUUAAAUAUAAAAAAGAAGCUUACAAGAAGUGGAAGGUUGGACAUAUGACCAGGGAAGAGUAUAAAAAUAUUGCUUGGGCAUGUAGGAAUGAUAUCAGGAGGGCCAAAUCGCACCUGGAGCUGCAGCUAGCCAGAGAUGUCAAGAGUAACAAGAAGGGUUUCUUCAGGUAUGUUGGCAACAAGAAGAAAGCCAAGGAAAGUGUGGGCCCCUUACUGAAUGAGGGAGGCAACCUAGUGACAGAGGAUGUGGAAAAAGCUAAUGUACUCAAUGCUUUUUUUGCCUCUGUUUUCACUAACAAGGUCAGCUCCCAGACUGCUGCUCUGGGCAUCGCAAAAUGGGGAAGAGAUGGCCAGCCCUCUGUGGAGAUAGAGGUGGUUAGGGACUAUUUAGAAAAGCUGGACGUGCACAAGUCCAUGGGGCCGGACGAGUUGCAUCCGAGAGUGCUGAAGGAAUUGGCGGCUGUGAUUGCAGAGCCAUUGGCCAUUAUCUUUGAAAACUCGUGGCGAACGGGGGAAGUCCCGGAUGACUGGAAAAAGGCUAAUGUAGUGCCAAUCUUUAAAAAAGGGAAGAAGGAGGAUCCUGGGAACUACAGGCCAGUCAGCCUCACCUCAGUCCCUGGAAAAAUCAUGGAGCAGGUCCUCAAAGAAUCAAUCCUGAAGCACUUGCAUGAGAGGAAAGUGAUCAGGAACAGCCAGCAUGGAUUCACCAAGGGAAGGUCAUGCCUGACUCAUCUAAUCGCCUUUUAUGAUGAGAUUACUGGUUCUGUGGAUGAAGGGAAAGCAGUGGAUGUAUUGUUUCUUGACUUUAGCAAAGCUUUUGACACGGUCUCCCACAGUAUUCUUGUCAGCAAGUUAAGGAAGUAUGGGCUGGAUGAAUGCACUAUAAGGACUAACACAGUCAUUCUCAUUGAUGCAGAAGGACAUGUUACUUUCACAGAGCGCACCAUGCUCAAUGCAGAUAUCAACCAAUGGAAAACAAGCACCUAUCAGUUCGAACUGCAGACUUAACAACUUUCCAUUUGAAUGAAUCAUGAUAAAAGAAACAAGAGAACAAGCUAUUGAACUCCAGUGAAGGCUUUGUACCAGCCUCCAGCACCCUGAGAUGGAAAGGAAAAGCUUAUUAAAUCCAUAGCAUACCCUAGCAACUACUAAAACCUUUUGCACAAAACCAAGGGAAGAAAGUUUUUACAGUAAAAUUUUGGCUGGAUUAAAAAUGUUGCUUUUUGUGCAAGUCUUUAUUUUAAGUUUCAAGGACACAGUUUAUUUUCUAGGCAUGAUUUUUAAAUUAUGUUGUUAAUAUCUAGGCGAUUGAUCCUGCAAGGUAUUGAGUGCUUCUUACGAGGUGCUAACUGCCCCUAGUUCCUUUUGAUUUCAAUCAGAGCUGAAGGUAUGCAGCACCUUGGAAGAUCAAGUUCUACGUUAUUAAAGUUCAAAGAUUUUCAGAAUGUAACUUAAACCUUCAGAAUCAAUCGUGAUAACUUUUCACACUUCGCUCAGCUUGGCCAAAGACAAACUAGUCAGGUACACAUUUAUUUAUGGUUGAUUUCUAGUCACUUUGUGAACUGGCAUAACUAUGUCAUGUGACUUCUGGAAAUGAUCCCUGGGAAUGGUGGUUAUGUGAAUUAUAAAAAAAAUUCCAUUGGAAUUUUACAAAGAAACAUUUCUAUUGAUCAUAGACCAUAAAGGUUUUAGAAAAUCUGUCUGCCUUUUCAACAUAUGCUUGUAGGAUUUUUUGAUCAUGGAUGUGGGCAUCGAUGAAUGUAUGUUACGUUCGCAGACUGGGUUGUUUUAGUGUAAUAUAACAAUUUUUCAGACAUACAAUGGUGCAGUGUUCUGCACAGGGAAAAGGGUUGUUAUUCUUCACAAGUCUAUUUUCCCUUAAGUUGUACAGUGUUGAGUAAAGUGAUUUAUGUAGUAUUGUCUUUCUCAUUUGUAUCCAAUACUUGUUUCUGAUGAGGGAAUGAAACUGAAGUUUGGGUCUGUGCUCUUUAAUCUCUUGUUCAGGAGAGAUUAAAGCAUCAUGGAGUGUGAUGGGCUCCCUCUCUGAAGUGAAGGAAUCAGCUGCUCUGUAUUGUGGCACCUUGUUGCCUGCAGUCUAACCAGCAAUGUAGGCCUCUUUUUUCUUCUAGACUGAUAACUAGUAGGAUAUGUUUUCAAACAAAAAGUGAACUAUAUGAAGUUUAUACUUAUGCUUUUUGGUAAGCUUUGGUUUUAGCUUUAUUUCUGUACUGGUAUAAUGUGUUAAAAGCUGGGAGUGAUUGCUGAUAUUUUAUGGUAGAAUAGAAUAUUUGUUACCUGGUGACAUAUUACAAUAUUAUAGUGCUGGAAAAAGUUAGGUGUUAAAAUACACUUCCCAUGUUCCUUUAAGCUGUAAAUUAUAAAGCUGGUUAUUUAAAUGUAUUUUUUCUUUCCAUUAGUCAGUGCCAAUAGUGGGUGAUGGAGAGAAUCUCUUGCUAAUGUCAAAGUAUUUUAAAAUCCAAGAUUAUUUUGCUGCCGUUAUAGUUGUACUGUAACUUACUCCAAAUGCCAAACCUUAAAUACUGAUUUGACUCAUUGACUCCCUCCUCCCCCUUCAUUGAGUGUGUUCUUUACUGUGAUCAGAGAAUUGUAGAAAGGGUUGCAAUAUAGCAGUAUUUCCUAUAUUGCUCAUAGAGAAGUUCAGUUGUUUUCUCUACUCCGGGCCUAUUAUUUUGUACUGAAAUGCUUAGCGGAAACUAAGGCCUCUUAGGGUGUCAUCUGUGGUGUGAGUGGAAACCAGAUUUCUCAUUGGGGUUCUAAUAGGACUGCAAAAGGCCAUUUCCAGAGUAAUGACUGUCUGGCGAUACCAAAGCAGUAUUCAAAUUAGUUAUUUCCCUCUUAUGAUCAUUUUAGAUAAGAGUUUUGCCUGUUUAAAUAUUUCUAGUGAUACCAGGCUACUCUCUCAUGCUUAAUUGAGCAUGCGGUUAAGUGCUUUGCUGGAUCAGAGCCAUACUGUGUAACAAAUGCACAAGUGCACCUUCGAACAAAUUUUAAGGACCAGACUGCUAUCACAAUCACAGUUAUGCCUGUUUGUGACUCAUGCACCUGGAUGGUUGCAUUGAACUUCAUUUCAAGUGCGGGGGACUCCUGGAUUUCCUUCUCCUGAGCUAUGGAAGGAGUUUAAUGUUUCUUUACAUGGCUAUUUAUUCUAUCAAUUAAAUUCACUGGUGUGUGUGUGUGUGUGUAUAAUCUGUUGUACUUGCAAACAUAAUGAAUAUAAACACAGAAGCAAAAAAUAGUCCAUAAUCAGGAAUAUAUGGAAUUACAUUAUCGUUUACAAUUAAUGGUAAAAAAUAUCUCAUUCAGACAGAUUCUAUAACCCAGCCAGUUGGUAUUCCGUAGUGGCAAAGGAUUCUGAUUUAGUUCUGUCAGUGUUUGAUUGAGCCUUGAACCUCUAAGCUUUUGUAAAUGUAGUACUAAAAAACUGUUUUUAAAUUUGAGAUUGGCAAGUGUGCAUUUAACUUUUGUUGUUACUAAAAGUAUUUUAACUCAUCAUUCACAGUCUAUUUAUAUAUGUCAGAAACACUGCCAAAGUAUGAAUGGCUAAAAUUUGACCUACAUUUAAACUUGUUACCUACAUUUAAACAUAUUACCUUCAUAGAAAGUAGAAAUAUUUGCAAUUGCUUUUCAUCCUCAAAAUGUUGUACAAACAUCAAUCUUCAGAACAAUCCUUUGAGGUAGGUAAGUAUGAAAAUGAAGUAUUAACCCAUCUUACAGAUGGGGAAAUUGAGACAGAGGCUUAUCACCUUAGCCAGAGGCAGAUUGUCGGUGUCGGAGCUUGGAUUCGACCACAGGAGAUCUUAACGCCCUUUCCUACAAUUUAAAUCAAUCUCUUGAUGGCUGGGUUUUGUAUUUGUUCAAUAUAUCCAACUUCUAAUUGCUGAGAGUUUAAAAUGAAAAAGACCAUUGGGGGGGGGGGGGGGGGGGGGCUCUACAAAAUAUGUAGAGUUCCUCUGCUGGCUGUAUCAUAGCAGUAAUACAGUGACCCCUAGCUUACUCUUGUGGAAGUUUAUGGGAGUUUUGCCCUUGACUUCAGUGGAAACAUAAUCAGGCUCUCUAUUCCCAGAGCUGCACUGAUAUCAGCAAUGGUACUAGAGCAUGGAAAUGUUGAGGUAUAAUUAUUUGUAUAAGCUGGUGUUCAUUGCUAAGUGCUAAUUUUAGUUGCAUUCAAUCACUGGAAAAAAUCAACUAUAACCAAGUGAUGACAAAAUUGACAGAGAAGGCAUUUUAUUUUUAUAAGGUAUUUUAAAAAGAGGGAAUAUCAAAUGUAAAACUACAAAUUAGAUUAUUGGGUGACAUGUUUUUCAGUUUCUUGCUGUGAAAUUAAUUUGUGUGGGGUAUCUUUUUAAAGUCAUAAGGUUACAGCAGCUUUUUCUCCUACCAAACAGUUUUUUCCACUGUGAUGAUAAUUAGAAGGAAUUUAUAAAUACUAUUUAUAAAUCUUGAUUCCAAGUUUUUGCCUUUUUAAGCUAUUUUAAAUUUUGUCAUUUGUAUAUCUGUAUUGAAAACCAGAGUCCGAAUAAAUUGUUUGGUGACCAAAUCUUUGCCGCCCUAAUAAA